ACAACCCAUCGAAGUCUUCUGUCUUCUCUUCCACUUCCACGUCCACAGGCGAGGAGAAAGCCAACGAGUUCAACUCCUGCUCGUCCCCCUCCCCUGCUGUUCCUUGUCCGUCUCCGGUAGCAAGCCAGCAAUCUGCGCAGCAAGAAAAGAAGGGAGGUUCUUGGAUUGGUUCUUCUGCGAAGAUGGUGGCGCCCAUGGUGAUCGCGUCGGCGGGGCUCGGGAUGCUGGCGGGCGUGGCGAUGGCGAACCGGACGACCGGGGACGGGCUGCCGGCGGCGUCCAGGUGGGACGCGCGGCCCCGCUGCUCCACCUGCAGCGGCACCGGCCGGGAGGAGUGCCUCUGCAGCCGUUGGUCCGAUGGCGACGUCGGCUGCGGGACGUGCUCCGGCUCCGGCCGCAAGCGGUGCCGCAGCUGCGGAGGCUCUGGCACCGGCCGGCAGCUCCCGGUGCGACUCAUCGCCCAGCAGCAGAAGCUGCCGACCGCGCCCGGGCGACGCGGAGACUAAAACUGAUUGAUACUCGUCGGUUUCCCGGAGUAAAUCGGAAGUGCAAUUAGGCAGAACACAACACAUGAGCAUGAGUGUACAGGCAACAUGUUCAUUCCUGUGGAUGUACACGUCUCCUUCAAGACGUACUAGUUGUGCAUAAAACAUUUUUAGAGCUCCUUUGAUUCAAAGGAAUUUUAUAGAAAUUUUAGAGGAUUUAUAUCCUCAGGGAUC
This is a messenger RNA of Aegilops tauschii subsp. strangulata, 719 nucleotides long. RefSeq lists its product as uncharacterized. The record is from RefSeq and is a predicted model, not a curated record. Lineage: Eukaryota; Viridiplantae; Streptophyta; Magnoliopsida; Poales; Poaceae.